AUGUCGGAGCCAGAGCGUAAAAGACCCCGAAGGACAAGAGAUACCUCGAAGUUCAACGGAGUGACCAAGGUAAAGUUGGUCGAACAGGUCAACGCCCUAUCUGGCACGGAAUUCUUCACCAAGUACGCACCAUCAGAAGGGGAAUGUACUUCCCGGGUAGCACCAUGCCGCACCAUCAAGCGAAUUGCGGCAGAUCUUCCAUCCGAUUUGUUGGAGCAAUGCUUGAGUCUGAUCGAGUCGACCAGCAAAGAAGAUUAUGAAAACUCCGAGAUCAAAUGGUCUGCCUCGAAGAAGCGGAAGGAAAUGAAAUUGCCAGACAUGAAGUACAUUGUCCUACUUGAUGACGAGAGUUCUGUCAACGGAUUCAUUUCGUUCAUGGUCACCUACGAAGAUGGCCACGAGGUGGUGUACAUAUACGAGAUACACUUCAAGCCCGAAUGGCAGGGCAAGGGCGUUGGGGGAAAGUUGAUGAGCAUUGUCGAAAGCAUAGGCCGAAACGUGGGACUGGUCAAGGUCAUGUUGACGGUAUUCAAGGCCAACGAUCGAGCUGUGCGGUGGUACACCAAACUAGGCUAUGUCGAAGACGAGUUUUCUCCAGGGCCGAGAAAAUUAAGGAAUGGUACGGUGAAGGAGCCGAACUACAUCGUACUUUCAAAGACACUGAGAAAUUGA
Exophiala oligosperma is the source of this 672-nucleotide messenger RNA. RefSeq lists its product as uncharacterized. Gene Ontology annotation, cellular component: nucleus. Bases 1 to 672 code for a protein of 223 amino acids. The record is from RefSeq and is a predicted model, not a curated record. Lineage: Eukaryota; Fungi; Ascomycota; Eurotiomycetes; Chaetothyriales; Herpotrichiellaceae. Gene Ontology annotation, molecular function: histone H4 acetyltransferase activity; protein N-terminal-serine acetyltransferase activity; histone H2A acetyltransferase activity. The transcript has a single exon.